Clunio marinus is the source of this 8986-nucleotide messenger RNA. Lineage: Eukaryota; Metazoa; Arthropoda; Insecta; Diptera; Chironomidae. The record is from the annotation of a GenBank genome assembly.
AACUAGGUAUAUUUCCUUCAAUUUAUAUCGCAAUAGAAAUUAUUGGUUUUUAAGUUUUUAAAUUAAUACUGAGAAAAAUUAAAAGAAAAUAGUAAUGACAAGUGAUAAAAAUGACGAUAUGGAUCUCGAAGAAGACAAACGAAAUUUGUUUGUUUAUGGAAGAAAUGUUGCUGAAAUUCCUUGCUUCAGAAGUAGUUUUCUUUAUGGUUCGGGGGGAGGUUUUCUUGUUGGACUGUGUGCUUUCAUGGGAACAUCAAGACCACAACUUGCAAUGCACAUAGGAUUUGGAACCUUUUUUUGCACAACAAUUGCGUACUGGUUCAACUGCCGUUAUAACUAUUCAAAAACGAAAUUCUUAUAUAGUCAGCUAUCACCAGCUUUGAGAAAGCAGGCAAUUUAUGAAGGAACUGCAUUAGAGGAAGAACUUAAUAGAAAUUCCAAAACUGUAGUUGAUACAAAACCUGAUCCAGAAUGUACGCUUCUUCGUUAUCUUCGUGAAAAGCUUCAUCUAUGUGGAACAAAAUUGGGAUGUGCAGAAGGUGGUUGUGGUGCGUGUACAGUGAUGUUAUCAAGAUUUGAUAGAAAGAAAAAAAUCGUUAAGCAUUUCGCAGUUAAUGCUUGUUUAACGCCAGUCUGUAGCCUACAUGGUUUGGCUGUAACAACUAUUGAAGGUAUUGGAAGCACGAGAACUCGUUUGCAUCCUGUGCAAGAAAGAAUUGCAAAAGCUCAUGGAUCGCAAUGUGGUUUCUGCACCCCAGGCAUUGUUAUGUCCAUGUACGCAUUACUUAGAAGCAUGCCAAACCCAAAUAUGAAAGAUUUAGAAAUAUCGUUUCAAGGAAACUUGUGCAGGUGCACUGGAUAUCGUCCAAUCUUAGAAGGCUUUCGAACAUUUACUGAUGAUAAUAAAAUAGAAUGCGGCAUGGGAGAGAAGUGUUGUAAAUUAAAUGCUGACUCUUUUGGAACUGAAGUCGCUAACGAAUUAUUUGAUCGUAGUGAAUUUUUACCAUACGAUGCGUCGCAAGAACCAAUAUUUCCUCCUGAACUAAAGCUUUCUGAUAUAUAUGAUCGACAAACACUUUUAUUUAAAAAUGAAGGAAAUGUUGUAUGGUAUCGGCCAACAAGCAUAGAACAACUGCUUCAAUUCAAAGAAACAAACCCAAACGCUAAAAUAGUCGUUGGUAAUACGGAAAUUGGAAUUGAAACCAAAUUUAAGCAUUUUGAUUACAAAUUUUUAUGUAAUCCUACUCAAAUUGAUGAACUUACUACUAUUACAAUUAAAGAUGAUGGAAUGAAAGUUGGAUCAGCUGUAUCUUUGACUGAUCUUCUUGAGGCUCUAGAACAUGAAGUCAGAGUGAAUGCAGAAUAUGAAACGAGAGUUUAUAAAGCUUUGAUUAAUAUGUUUCACUGGUUUGCUGGAAAGCAGGUUCGAAACGUAGCUUCGCUUGGUGGCAAUAUAAUGACAGGUUCCCCAAUAUCAGAUUUGAAUCCAAUUUUCUUAGCAGCUGCUGUCGAUUUGGAAGUAGAAAGUGUGACUGGAGGUCGACGCAUUGUAAAAAUGGAUCAAACUUUCUUUACCAGUUACCGAAAAAAUUCCAUUAAAGAUUCAGAGAUUUUGAUUUCAAUUUCAAUUCCAAAAACUUCUAAGAAUCAAUACUUUGUGGCAUACAAACAAGCAAAACGCCGCGAUGAUGAUAUUGCGAUUGUCAAUGGGGCUUUUAACGUAACUUUUAAAGAUGGAACAAAUAUAAUAGAAAACAUAGAAAUUGCUUAUGGAGGUAUGGCUCCAACGACGAUAUUAGCAACUCAAACUUCUCUUAAUGUAAAAGGCAAAUAUUGGGAUAAAAGCUUAAUCGAAAUUGUUAAUGAAAGCUUAGUGAAAGAAAUUCAUUUGAAAGCGGAUGCACCUGGCGGGAUGAUUUUAUAUCGUCGCUCUUUAACUCUGAGUAUAUUUUUUAAAGCGUUUCUAUCAAUUUCUCAAGAAUUGGAGAAUGCUUUAGGUUUAAAUUUGAUUAAUGAUCGUGAUAGAAGUGGAGCCAACACCUUCACCAGUCUUCCAUUAAAAAGUUGUCAGUUGUUUGAGAAAGUUUCAUCAAAUCAAGCUUCGAUCAAUCCAAUCUAUCGACCGAAAAUGCAUUCAUCUGGUUACAAACAUGCUACUGGUGAAGCUGUUUAUUGCGAUGAUAUUCCAAAAUUUGAAAACGAAUUAUAUCUUGCUCUCGUUUUGAGUGUAAAAUCGCACGCGAAAAUUAUUUCAAUAGAUGCUAGCGAAGCUUUAGCUCAGCCUGGAGUUCACGCAUUUUAUUCAUCUAAAGAUUUAACUGCACAGCAAAAUACAGUUGGACCUGUUUUUCAUGACGAAGAACUUUUCAUAAAAGAUAUUGUUACAAGCUGUGGGCAAACCAUAGGUGCAAUUGUUGCAGAAAAUCAAAUACUCGCACAAAAAGCUGCAAGAUUAGUGAAAGUUGUUUAUGAAGAACUGACACCUGUAAUUAUAACGAUUGAAGAUGCUAUCAAACACAAGUCUUUUUUCAAUGGGUACCCUAAAUUAAUAGAGAAUGGAAAUGUAGACGAAGCCUUUAAAAAUUCAGAUCAAAUAUUGAGUGGUGAAGUUCGCGUUGGUGGUCAAGAACAUUUUUAUCUUGAGACGAAUGCAGCCAUUGCUAUUCCCAAAGAUUCAGAUGAACUUGAGAUUAUUUCAUCAACGCAGCAUCCAACAGAAGUUGGGAAAUUGGCUGCACAUGUUCUUGGAAUUCCAAUCAAUCGUGUUGUUUCUCGUGCGAAACGACUAGGUGGAGGUUUUGGGGGAAAAGAAAGUCGAGCAUGUGUUGUAGCAUUACCUGUAGCAUUUGCAGCUUAUAAGCUUAGAAGACCUGUUAGAAUGAUGCUUGAUAGAGAUGAAGAUAUGAUGAUAACUGGCACACGACAUCCAUUCCUUUUCAAGUAUGAAGUCUCAUUUCAAAAUGAUGGAAAAAUAUCUGGAUGCAAAGUGAAGAUUUAUAAUAACGCAGGAUACUCAUUUGACUUAUCUUUCGGAGUAUUGGAUCGUGCAAUUUUUCAUUUUUCAAAUACGUAUCGUAUUCCAAAUUGCAGAAUAGAAGCCUUUCUCCUAAAGACUAAUUUGCCAUCAAACACAGCUUUUCGAGGUUUUGGAGCACCCCAAGCUAUGUUAGUAGGCGAACAAAUUGUUCGAGAUGUUGCAAAAAUCGUUGGAAAGGACUACAUUGAAAUCAUGACAAAAAAUAUGUUUCAAGAAGGAGACUUCACUCAUUACAACCAAAAACUGGUUGGAUGUAAUGUCAGCCGUUGUUUUGAAGAAGUCAUUAAAUUCUCAGACUUCCAGCGACGACGUCAGGAAAUUGAAACCUUCAAUUCAUUAAAUCGUUGGAAGAAGAGAGGAAUUAGUUUAGUUAACACUAUGUUUGGAAUUGCUUUCACAGCUAAACAUUUGAAUCAGAAUGGCGCACUUGUUCACGUGUAUGUUGAUGGUUCAGUUUUAAUUUCGCAUGGUGGAGUUGAAAUGGGACAAGGUUUACAUAUAAAAAUGCUUCAAGUGGCUGCUUCUGCUUUAAAUAUUUCAAUUGAGAAAAUUCAUAUUCAAGAAACUGCAACAGAUAAAGUUGCAAAUACACCUCCAACAGCUGCAUCUGCUGGCUCCGAUCUAAACGGUGCUGCAAUCUUAAACGCAUGCAAGAUCAUAUAUGAUCGCUUAUCAAUAUAUCGCGAACAAUUUCCUGAUGAAAGCUGGGAAGCGUGGGUGAAUAAAGCAUAUUACGAUAGAGUUCAAUUAUCAGCAAUUGGAUUUUAUUCUACUCCGAACCUUGACUAUGAUCCCGCUACGAAUACUGGAAAUGCAUUUAAUUACUUCACGUUUGGUUCAGGCGUUUCUGAAAUUGAAAUAGAUUGUUUAACUGGAGAUCAUCAAGUCAUUAGAACAGACAUUGUUAUGGAUGUUGGAUCAUCAAUCAACCCAGCCAUCGAUAUUGGUCAAAUUGAAGGUGCAUUUGUACAAGGAUAUGGUCUUUAUACGAUGGAAGAACUCAUUUAUUCUCCCGAGGGAGUUUUAUAUUCACGUGGUCCCGGUAUGUAUAAAAUUCCAGGGUUUGCCGACAUUCCUGCUGAGUUCAAUGUGUCGAUGUUGACUGGUGCUCCCAAUCCUCGAGCUGUUUAUUCGUCAAAAGCUAUUGGAGAGCCUCCAUUAUUUUUGGCUUCAUCGGUAUUUUUCGCCAUCAAGGAAGCAAUUGCAGCAGCAAGAUUCGAUGAAAACCUUAAUUCAAAUUUUGAUAUGAAAUCACCAGCAACAUCAGCAAGAAUAAGGAUGGCGUGUCAAGAUAAAAUUACAGAAAACAAAGUCAAAUAUCUACUUAUCACAAUGACGACACUAAAGUGGAUUAUUCAAUUCACCAUUAUCUUAAUUUAUAACACACAAUCCAUAGAUGCAUAUCGUAUUCUUGGACUUUUUCCUCAUCCUGGCAUUUCGCACUUUCAAUUUUUUCAUCCUAUAAUGAAAGUUUUAGCUGAAGCUGGUCACGAAGUUACUGUUAUAAGCCACUUUCCUAACAAGAUUCCGAUUGUAAAUUAUAAAGAUGAACCAUUAUUCAAUCAGCAGAAUCUAGUGAAUGCAGUGAAACUGGAUUGGUUUGAAAGUCCUAAAUCAUACGAUCACUUAUUGGAAUUCUUCAUGCUGUAUAAAUGGGGUAUAGAAUCUUGUGACGAAACUUUAAAUUCGUCAGCUGUAGAAAAUGUUCUCAAUCAAAGUGUUCGUGGAAAGUUUGAUUUGAUAAUUGUUGAGCAGUUCAAUACAGAUUGCAUGCUUGGCAUUGCACAUAAACUUGAUGCGCCGAUUAUAGGCUUAAGCAGUUGUAAUAUUAUGCCUUGGCAUUUUACACAACUUGGACUUCCUUACGAACCAGGAUUUUAUCCUACAACAUUCAUUGGUGCAACAGAUGAUAUGACGUUUGGCAAGAGGCUAUCAAAUUGGUUUACUUUUGUGUACAUGAAUGUUAUGUAUAAAAUGUUUACUCAAAAAAGUACAAAUGAAUUACUGAAACGUAAAUUUGGCAGCGAUUUUCCUGAUAUUGAAAUGUUGACGAAAAAGGUUUCAAUGAUGUUUGUCAAUCAACAUUAUUCUCUUAGCGGAGCAAAACAUCUUUCACCAAAUGUUAUUGAACUUGGUGGGAUUCAUAUUGAGACAGACAAUUCUCUAGAACCAGAACUUCAAAAUCUUCUUGAUAAUGCUAAAGAUGGAGUUAUUUACAUAAGUUUUGGUUCUAUGGUGCGUGCUGACACUUUACCAGAACACAAACUUGAAGCAAUAUUGCAUUCUGUAGGGAAACUUAAGCAAGUUAUUCUUUGGAAAUGGGAAAACGAGACGAUGUUAAACAAGCCUUCUAAUGUCUAUUUUCAAAAGUGGUUGCCGCAAAAAAAAAUUUUGUGCCACCCAAACGUUCGUUUGUUUUUCAGUCAUGGUGGAUUACUUGGAAGUUCAGAAGCUGCCUUUUGUGGUGUCCCCGUGGUGUCAACUCCUUUUUAUGGUGAUCAAUUUCUUAAUUCCGCAGCGAUGGAAAAACGAGGAAUGGGAGUUAUUUUAAGAUAUCAGGAUAUCAAUAAAGAAACCGUUUAUCAAGCCUUGAAGAAUGGAUUAGACAUCAAAAAGAAAGAGAAUGCAAAGAAAGUUUCUUAUGCUUAUACUCAUCGGCCUAUACCACCAUUAGAAGCUGCCGUAUACUGGUCUGAAUAUGUUAUUGAAACAGGUGAUUUUGGCAAAUGCAUGUGCGUGAUGUCAGGAUUACCUAAGCUAAUAUUAUGGUGUUUCACCAAACUAAAUUCUUUUCUGAUCCAUUUGAUAACAAUAAGUAUUUUGAUGCAAGGGAAUUCAUGGUCAGGCAAAGCGCUGACAACAUCAAAGAUUGAAUCGUCAUUGCAAACCGUUCAUGAUAUAUCAACGGAAAAUAUUGGAGCUUUAUGUAUUUCGAAACAUUACAGCCCUUUGCAGAUAUCACUGAAUACAGAAAGUUACGAUACUGUCAGACAAAAGUCGGAUUUAGCGUCAAUUGUUCUUCAAGACUUAGGAUUUAAUCAUCAUUCAGGUUUACCAGAUACUCUUGCCAAAGGUCUCCUAUUAGAUCCAAAUGUAAUAAAUACUCGAAUACUUGCAACAAAUUUAUCAACGGGGAUUUUAAUUUCAUCCGUAUCUUGGACGAAAGCUGGAGGAAAAGAACUGGGGCAGCCAAUAAGAUUAGACGAGAACGACGAACUUUCAAUGACGAAAAAAUCUUUCUCCUAUUAUCCUUGGUUUGAGGAUUCAGCGUCAACACCAACGCUUAGGUCUCCAAAAUUUACUUCACCGCCUCCAAAUCUCUCUUUUCGUGGGUGGUGGACUUUUCCUUACUAUUCAUGUACUCAACGUAAAUGGAUUCUUUCUUAUAGCAUUGCUAUAGCCCCAGUUAACCAUCCAGAUUUAAGGGGAUUUUUAAGCAUAGAUAUCGAUGUUUCUGGAUUGCACAUAAAUCAAUGUGAUAAAAUUAUUAAUAACCGCCACAGCAAGGUGCACUUUGCAAGUUUUUCAGAUAAUGAAAUUGAAGCUUUUCAUGGUUCGCACAAAUGUCAUCAAAAUAGCAUGGAUUGCCAGUUCCGUCCACAAUAUUAUCAAAACAACCUCGUGCAUACUAUCAACGGUUGGACCAGAGGUUCAUAUCAGUGCACAUGUAAACAAGGUUUUUACUCCAUCGUUCAUCCAGAUGGCUUCAACGGAACUAUAAUGGAAGUGGCCUAUGAGGAAUAUUUCUCAAAUAUUAGUUCUUUCUAUUUUGAUUCCUUUCUGUGCUUGCCAUGCAUGGAAGGAUGCGUCAAUUGCACUGGCCCAACACCUUGCUUAGCAAUUUAUAAUUGGCCUUUCAGAAUUGCUAUCUUAACGAUAUCAAUAUUUUGUGUGUUUUUCACCAUGACAUUGGCUGCUUAUAUGUAUCACAACCGAAAGAUUAAAGUAUUCAAAGUUGCAAGUCCAAUCUUUUUGAUGAUUUGUUUAGUAGGUUGUGGAAUUAUGUACCUUGAGAUGGCAGCUAUUUUUCCUAUACUUAACAAGAAAGCAUGUAUAGCAACAAAAUGGACACGUCAUAUGGGUUUUUGCAUCACGUAUACAGCGUUACUCAUGAAAACAUGGCGCGUUUCGCUGACAUAUCGAGUAAAGUCUGCACACAAAGUAAAAUUAACAGACAAGCAAUUGCUGCAAUGGAUGGUGCCAAUUUUACUGGUCAUGGGAAUAUAUCUAGGAACCUGGACGGCUGCAGAACCACCAACAGCUACUGAGAUUAAAGAUAUCGAGGGUCUAAUUUUCAAGCAGUGUAGCUAUAACUGGUGGGAUCAUGCUAUGGCUAUUGGUGAAGUUUUAUUCCUUCUUUGGGGAAUUAGAGUUUGUUACAACGUUCGUAAUGCAGAAUCACUUUACAACGAAGCAAAACUAAUUUCCUACGCAAUUUACAAUAUUGCUCUUGUUAACAUUAUGAUGGUAGCAAUUCAUCUGUUUAUAUUUCCACAAGCUGGUCCCGAUAUCAAAUAUCUAUUGGGCUUUAUCCGUACUCAAUUAUCUACUACUAUAACAAUUAUUCUUGUUUUUGGACCUAAAAUUUUACGUGUUAUGAGAGGAGAAGGGGAUAAAUGGGAUCAUCGAUCUAGAGCUCGAGGCAUAACAGCUUCGUUUUGUGGAAAUGGCGGAGGUCUCAUGCCUGAUGAAGGUGUUGACAUAUAUCAUGAAAAUGAAGAGCUUAAGGAACAGAUACAAAAACUCGCUGGUCAAAUCGAGUUUAUGAAAAUUGUACAAAUGGAAGUGAACAAUCGUCAUCUUAAGCCCAAAUCCAGUAGUUUUUUCACAAUUCAAAGUCCAUUAAACAAAAAUUUGAGCAUUUGUCGUAAAAGUUAUCAUAUAAAUGCAACAAGCUCUGCAGAGACAAGUAAAUACGAAAAUAGUGUAGUUGAAGAUGGCCAUAGUAUCUCAAAUUCAACUGGCGGUGCAAGUAUGCAUAAUCAUCAACCAAGUCAACAACCAACACAUGUGAACACAAUAGAUGUCGAAAAAAUAUAAUGAAUUUAAUUUAAUAAUUGUUAACUGUGAGAUAAGAUUGGAUCUAAAAUUACCAUUUAUGUUUUAAAAGUUUUGAGAUUAUCCAUUUGCAGAGCAGUACUGAAAACCACAAGCGGAGAUUUCAAAAUAAGACACAAGCUUACCAUUAAAGGCAAAUAGAAGUAAUUCCAUUGAUUUCAACAUACUUGUUCAUUCCGAUGGAAGACAAUUGAUAAAACUGAAAUUAACUUUUGACUCAACUUAUGCUACCUAGACUUACAUAAAUUAGCUAUGAGUUUGACUUUCAUUAUCUAUAGCAGAAAUUCCAUUACAGAUAAUGAAAUCUUGAUGAAAGUAAAGAUGUCAUAAAUAUAUUUAUCAUUUUCGGCGAAUCUUUAUAAUGUUGUUAAUAAUGUUAAUAUUAAUCUUAAGUGUGAAGAAAUACAAUUUAACCAUUUCGAUGUAUCUGUACUCACACUAGAGGCAAACUCGCUACUUUCAAUGUCAUAUAAUUCGUUUGUUGUUAUCGCCGAUAUCAGCUAUCGUGAUCAAAACAAUGUCUAUUAUGUAAAUCCUCAAUUUUAUCCAAUCGCUUUUUAUUCCAAAAUAUUAAAGAUUUCUUUAAGAGCUGAAUCUAUCCAAAUAAAUUUCCAGAUUAUUUAGGAAUAAUGACGUGAACAAACUCGAAUCAAUUGACUAUAAAUAAGAUUCACAACCAAUCUGUUUUAAUCAAUAUUCUGUUAUUUAAUAAUGUUAACAAUAAAUGAAUUGUAGUCCUGACUCAGAAUUUUGGACGUUGAGUGUGAAUUAAAUAUUUUGAAUACAUGGCAGACAAUUUUCAGUUCCGAACUUAUUAGCUGUUUCUAAUUUACAAAUGACUUUACUUCUGCAACAUUUGCAGUUUUUAAAGACAUCUCCACCUCAAGCAUG